Molecule: messenger RNA, 1632 nt
Organism: Fulvia fulva
Lineage: Eukaryota; Fungi; Ascomycota; Dothideomycetes; Mycosphaerellales; Mycosphaerellaceae
Product: BZIP-type transcription factor MBZ1
Exons: 2
Coding region: 1-1632 (543 amino acids)
Biological process (GO): regulation of DNA-templated transcription
Molecular function (GO): DNA-binding transcription factor activity
Source: RefSeq, a predicted model, not a curated record
AUGGCCCACUCACGACAUCACUCCCAAAUGAGCCGACCGACUCCUCAAUUGAAGACUGAGCAGUUCGACAUGGACUCUUUCUUCGACUUCAACCAGGGCGGCAACCAGCCCUCGCCCGUCACAGCCUCCUCAUCGCGCACCGACGCCCUGUCGCCAUUCGAGAAGGAGGAACAGCAGAAGUUCAAUGGCCCGAGCCACGACUAUGGCCAGUUCAAGCAGCAAGUCGGUCUGCCCGUAGGCAGCAUGGCGAAUAUGCCCGUGAAUGGCAUGUACGACGGCUUCAACUCGGGCGUCGAUGACAUGCGCUUCAACUCUGGAUUUGGCUGGAACACCGGACUGGACAUGGACGCCGAUAUGGGCAUGGACUACGGCAACUCACACACUGCUAUGCCUGCCAUGUUCUUCCCGCCCAACGACAGCCCGGCAGACAACUACGUCAACCCAAACAGCGUCGGCGGCCACGAGGAGCCACCAAGCAACGUAGGCCGCCUCUGGCCUGGCAUGCACUCACAACAGGCUCAGCAAGCUGCCAUGCAGAAGGCUGCCCAGGCGCAAGCCGUACAGCAACGCCAAUUGAAACUGCAAGCCCAGCAGGCCCAGUACCGCCAAGUCGCCAGUCAAAGUCGAUCAAGCCAAGGCUCGUCUCAACAGACACAUGGCAACGGCAAGCGUGCAUCGCAUGCUUCUGAGCCACACGUCGAAGAGUCUAUCUCCCGUCUGCUUAACCAGAUGCGCCAGAACAGCCACUCUGUGCCGGAUGGCGAUGACGCUGACUCGCCGGGCAACAUGCUGCCUCACAUCGCACGCAUGAAGAAGGAUGAAGAGGAGAUGGAUGAGGAUGAGCGCCUUCUCGCAUCAGACGAAGGCAAGAAGCUCUCCAGCAAGGAGCGCAGACAGCUGCGGAACAAAGUCUCUGCUCGCGCCUUCCGUUCAAGGAGAAAGGAAUACAUUGGCCAGCUCGAAGGCGAGGUAGCCAUGAAGGCCCAGGAGAGCAAUGUUCUUCGACAGGAGAACCAGGCACUUCAGGCAGAGAACGAGCGUUACCGUGGCUUGAUCGAGACUCUCCUUCGCCACCCAGCGUUCACGCCAUUCAUCAACGACAUCAGCCAGGACCCUUCGGUGCUACUACCCAAACAGCACCAGCAGCAACGUCAGCAGCUACAGCCAUCCGUUGCUCCCACUCCUCAACCUCAACCAGCGCAACCCCACCAGCAACAGCAACAAUCGCAACCGGACGUGAAGCCUGAGUACCUCAACUUCGAUGCAUCACUGCUUCAGAUUCCACAGUCACAACCAGAGCAGCAGAAGCAGCAGCAGCAGCAGGUUGGCCUCGCCAUGAUACCGGAGAACGAUUUCAGCAAACUCAAUAUCAACGGCUUCAAUGCGAUGAACUUUCAGGCUCGGUUCAACAGCGUCAAUGCCUACGCGGUGACAGAGCUAACAAGUGGGCCUGAUCCUGUCGAGCUACUCAUCGAAUCGCCAAUCCGCCUGCCAUGCUCCGCCUCUGCUACCUCUUCUACUGCCUCGCCUGCCACCUGCUCUGGCGCCUCGAACGACUCUUCUCUGAAUGUACUACUGGCCAAGCUCGAUUCCGCCGCGAAACGAGUUUCAGCCGACUCACUAUACUGCUAG